This is a messenger RNA of Clunio marinus, 1287 nucleotides long. Lineage: Eukaryota; Metazoa; Arthropoda; Insecta; Diptera; Chironomidae. The record is from the annotation of a GenBank genome assembly.
AUGAAAGUAGAUUCCAAACUAUUUGCACAUCCAUACCGUUGGAUAAUGUUUGUUGAAAAUAAUAAAAUUUUGCAUCACAUCAAAGCACUUGUAGACAGCAAUGUGAUAUUAGCUGAAACGACUAACGAUGGGUUCGGUCUAAAACAAUUUUACAAAAUUGACGAAGAGUCAAAUGAAAUCUACUUUGAAAAUUAUGGUUCGUGGGACUCAAAAUCAGGUAUUGUCGAUGAACGUUCCACAAAAAUCAUUUCACGUCGAAGAGAAAAUUUACACGGAAAAUUGAUAACAUCAAGUUAUGUUGCAUUAAACAAAUCCAGUCGCAAUCAUCUUGCGGAUUUUGUCGAUAAAAGUGUUGAUUCAAUAUUGAAAUAUAAUUACAUCAUGGUCAAUUCUGUAUUGGAUAAACUCAAUGUUACGAAGAAAGAGUUAUUUCAAGAUACUUGGGGUUAUUAUAAUGUAAAGACAAAAAAUUGGUCAGGAAUGAUUGGCGAUAUCGUUUAUAACGGCGCUGAUAUUGGAGGGACGGGGCUUUUAAUAGUUGCUGACAGAAUUCCAUACGUCGAUUAUACGCCAUUAAACACACCAACAUGGGAAAAAUUCAUUUUCCGUGCUCCACAAUUAUCUUCAGUGUCCAACAUUUACACGUUGCCAUUUCGAUCGAAUGUUUGGUUUUCUUGUCUUAUUCUCGUUCUAAUCAGCACGAUUUUGCUUUACUUGACAUCACAUACCGAUAAAUCUGAUGUCAAUAAUGAGAACAAGAGAUUUACUGACUCAUUUUUGUCAACAAUAGCUGCAAUAUGUCAAAUGGAUCCAUCGCUGAGUUCGAGUGUCACAUCAAGUCGAAUUAUCAUGUUCUUCAUUUUUCUGGCAUUCUCUCUUCUUUAUGCUGCUUACACAGCAAAUAUUGUUUCACUUCUUCAAUCACCAUCAAAAAGCAUUCGAACGUUGGAAGAUUUGUACAAUUCUAAAAUAGAAUUAGGCUUUGAAGGUACACCUUACAAUCGAUACUUCUUUGAAAAUGCUGAUGGUCCAUUGGAAAAGAAAGUUUAUAAGAAAAUGGCUCCACCAGGUGAAAAAGAUCAUUCAUUAAAGAUACAUGAAGGUGUUGCUCGUUUGCGGAAAGGUUUGUAUGCAUUUGUUGCGGAAGCAAAUGGCAUUUACAGCAUCAUGGAAGAAACGUUCUACGAGCAUGAGAAGUGUGAGUUGGUAAAUAUUGAAUAUGUGAAAUUCAGUGAACCUUUCAUCGCUAUCAAGAAGAAGUCAGCAUAUAAGGAGAUCUUCAAAGUC